AUGACAGGCAAAGACCUCAAGACGCUAGGACAAGAACUCCGCAGGAUGGAGAGAUACCAAGAGUUGACCAGGAUGGAACAAGACAGCCGAGAAACCAACCCAUGGGCCAACGCCAUGCACCAGGACGUCCAUGACAGCAGUUCUUCCACUCUCAACAAUAAGAACAACAACAAUAACAACAACAACAACCCCUCUCGCCACACAACCGAGCUUGCACGCUCAUCAGAGCCCACUGCUCUCCCUAAUCCGCCCGAUACACCACCACCGUCUUCAUCUUCAGGUUGCCCGCGACCACCACCACCAGCCUACACCCCCCCUCCCACCGCCCAAGCUCGCGCUCGCGCCCGCCUCGGCUACGUCGGCGCCAGAUCAUCCCUUCCCAACACCUUUUCCCCUUGGGGUGAAGGUACAGCCGGCACGGACAUCGACGGCCUUGACAUCGACAGACCAGCACAAGACAGGCCGCGGCAGCCGCCGCCAUACAUCUUCCACGCCCGCGACAGCAACACCAACAACGGGUAG
This is a messenger RNA of Neurospora crassa OR74A, 522 nucleotides long. RefSeq lists its product as hypothetical. Bases 1 to 522 code for a protein of 173 amino acids. The transcript has 2 exons. Lineage: Eukaryota; Fungi; Ascomycota; Sordariomycetes; Sordariales; Sordariaceae. The record is from RefSeq and is a predicted model, not a curated record.